Molecule: messenger RNA, 1224 nt
Organism: Macadamia integrifolia
Lineage: Eukaryota; Viridiplantae; Streptophyta; Magnoliopsida; Proteales; Proteaceae
Exons: 1
Coding region: 1-1224 (407 amino acids)
Source: RefSeq, a predicted model, not a curated record
AUGCAUUUUGGAGGAGAGAGAGUGUCUGGCGAUUCAGGGGAGAAUGGAGAUAUGGCUGUGGAGGAUGACGAUGGUGGAGCUCGGGAGUCUCUGGAUCGUGGUCCAGAUGGUCCUCCACAGGAUGAAAGGCACAAGGAUGCAGGCCAGCGACGUACAUAUGCAAAAGCCUUGGGUUUUUCGUCUUGGCCUGCCAUUGACACUCUCCCAGAGCCGAUUCAGGUAGGGAGUAAAAGACGAGUAAUGAUCCCGCAGAGAGACUAUGAAUUGAAGAGACAAAAUUUUCGUUUUGCCUUAAUCGGUAGGGUUAACUUCCGAUUGAUCUCUUUGGAUGGUUUGAGAGCGGAGGCUCGGGAAAAAUGGAAUCUCAGUCAAGGGGUGCUUAUGCAUCCAUUGGGAAAAUGUUAUGUAAUUUUUCAAUUUCAGUGCGAGGGCGACAAGGCAGCGGUGUGGCGAAGGUCUCCCUUUAGGAUUGGUGAUCAGGUCAUUCGAUUUCAACAUUGGAAACCUGAUUUUAAUAUUCACGAGAAGCAACUUCUCACAAAGCUUGUAUGGAUACGGUUUCCUGAUCUCCCGCUUGAAUAUUGGCACGAAAAUGUGUUAUUGUCUAUAGCAAAGGCAGUAGGGCGCCCUGUGUCCCUAGACAGACGAACAAGACAAGGCAUUCUUGGCUUCUUUGCGAGAGUGCUGGUGGAGGUUGAUAUCUCUGACUUGGCAGAGAGGGUGGAGGAAGUACAGGUGGAAAGAUUAGAACCAGGUACAUCUCAGGUGUAUGGUUUCUGCCAAAAGGUGGUGUAUGAAGAUAAUGUGGAGCGUUGUGGAUACUGUAAACGAGUCGGACAUUUGAUUUCCAAGUGUAGGAUGAAAAGACUGGAUGAUGAAAAGCAAUGUGCGGCUGAUAAAUUAGCAAAGGUUCCAGGGGCGGUAUAUGUUGAAGAUGGAGUCAACUCAGGUGGAAGUAACUCGGUGAGAGAGUCUCCUUCUAGGGGAAGAUCUAUGCCACAUCAGCAGAAUAAUUUUGAUCCUAUUCAUGAUCAAAUCUCUCCUAAUUCAAAUUCGUCUAAGGUUGGGGGAGAUAUUCAAAUAUUUUUGAAUCCUUCCAACUCUGUCUCAAACGUUUUAGGAAAGGAGUCCAACGGAGAUGAAAAUUAUGGAAUUAAGGAAGGCUUUGUGUCAGGGACGGUUAUAGAAUUAGAGUCUGAUUCUAAUCCUAUAAAUAAGGAAUGA